AUUGGCUGCCAGCCGCGGUGAGCUGAUGAGGGAGGGUAUAAGUACCACCCUGUCACGCUGUGAGCGUGCAGCCUUGAUGUUGUUUCUGAGUUGUCUGUGAGUGACUUACGGGGGUAAAAGCUCCGUCCCGAAUGUGCUGAAUUAUCUAAAAGAGAGAGUCUAUAAAAGUGAAUUACUUUUCAACAUUUUCACCAACAAGUUAGACGGUCCGGACAAACAUGGUGGCGACCAGCACGAUAAAGACCAAGACCACGGAGUGCCUGUCCGAGCUGGUGAAGCGGCACCAUGACCCCGCUUGGCUCGAGAGGGAGCUGGACCUGCGGGACGGUGGCCGGGCGGCGUCCCCGCCCGACGCCGCGGACCCCGUGCCCGGCGAGGACGACCCGUCUUGCGCGCGGCAGCUGGCCCGGGCCUUCGAGGGGGUGCUGUCCCGCGCCAAGAGGACCACGCUGCGCUGCGGCGCCCUGCUGGUCCCCGAGCUGCUGACGCGGCGCGCGGCGCGGGCCGUGCUGCGGCUGGCGUCCGGCGAGCCGUGCGGCCUGCGGGGCGCCCGGCUCCUCCUGCAGCUGGAGCUGGACGGCGGCGGCGGCGGCGUGCGGCCGCUGGAGCGCGUGGCCUGGGACGGCGGGGUCGAGCCCACCUUCGAGCUGACGCUGGUGUUCAAGCAGGACGGCGUGGGGGGCGUGGCCGGCGGCGGCGGGGGGGGCGGGUCCCGCUGGCCCGGGCUGCGGGAGCUACUCCUGGGCGCCUGCCUCUUCGCGCGCGGCUCCUCGCGGCGCGCCAUCAAGCUGAGCCCCGCCUUCCGGCUGGUGAAGAGGAAGCUGUACGCGCCGGGGGCGGCGGCAGUGGUGGUGGAGUGCUGA
Gadus macrocephalus (Pacific cod) is the source of this 863-nucleotide messenger RNA. RefSeq names its product DNA damage-inducible transcript 4-like protein. Gene Ontology annotation, biological process: negative regulation of signal transduction. Lineage: Eukaryota; Metazoa; Chordata; Actinopteri; Gadiformes; Gadidae. The transcript is spliced from 3 exons. The record is from RefSeq and is a predicted model, not a curated record. Bases 219 to 863 code for a protein of 214 amino acids. Gene Ontology annotation, cellular component: cytoplasm.